Molecule: messenger RNA, 807 nt
Organism: Vicia villosa (hairy vetch)
Lineage: Eukaryota; Viridiplantae; Streptophyta; Magnoliopsida; Fabales; Fabaceae
Product: ethylene-responsive transcription factor 13-like
Exons: 1
Coding region: 175-732 (185 amino acids)
Biological process (GO): ethylene-activated signaling pathway; regulation of DNA-templated transcription
Molecular function (GO): DNA binding; DNA-binding transcription factor activity
Source: RefSeq, a predicted model, not a curated record
CCAGGAAAGAGGACAAGAAUAUGGCUUCAAAGCCAACCACUUUUCAUUUUUCAACAAGAUAAUACUCAUAGAUGAACCAUAUAAAUACAACACAACACUUGUUACAUUUUUAUUCCAAUAACGUUAUUUAACACGAAACACUUACAAAUUUAGUACAACGUUGUUUGAAACAAUAUGAAUCUCGAAGUUACAACUCUUGAAUCCGAUCUCGCUUUUCUCGAUUCAAUUCAACACUACCUUCUCAACGACCACCAUGACUUCAAUCCUCUCGCCGCCGUUACCGCAGCGUCUCACGGUGUCGCUGCCUCUUCUCCCACCAACAGCGGUAAUACUAGUAAUAGUUCAACGUCAACAACUCUUCAAUGUGACGCCGCCAACGCGCCUCUGGUAGAACGUGAAACUCACGCGCCUCCUUGUUGGCAGAAAUAUAAGGGAGUGAGGCGGAGGCCGUGGGGAAAGUUUGCAGCUGAAAUUAGAGAUCCGAAAAAGAACGGCGGAAGGGUGUGGCUUGGGACUUUUCAGUCGGCUGAGGAUGCGGCUUUGGCUUAUGAUCGAGCCGCUUUUAAUAUGCGUGGCUCAAAGGCUAAGGUUAAUUUUCCACAUUUGAUUGGCUCUGAUGUUUCGGAGCCGAUGGGAGUGACAGGUAAGCGGCGUGAGCUGGAGCCAUGUUCUCCAUCGCGGGUGGCUUUAGAGCCGAAAAGAAAAAUUAGCCGAGUUCGUAUCUAUAAAUAAUGCUACUUUAUUAUAAUCAUUGAUAUUUUUUUUUUCUGUUAUUUUACUUUUGUAAAAUUUUUCAUAUUUUAAUUU